AUGCAAAGUUCUUUUUAAGAGAAGGAAGCCUUAGCUGACAUCUUUGAUUAAGUAAAAGAUAUUAAUACAAAACUUUUUGAUGUCAUAGUAGAAAUAUUUAGAAAGGAGAAAGUUGUAGAUUGCAUUGGAUAUCUUUCGAAUAAUGAAAAUCAAAAAUAGUUUGUAUAAUAAAUCUUUCAACAAGUAGAGAAUUUAGUAGAAGUUGAUAAUGGAUAGCAAUUAAUUAAUGUUAUAAAUAAUAUUAAACAAAUUACUAAUGUCUUACAAUAAAUAAAUGAUCAUAGUUUCAAUAAGUUAGAUUAUUCUAAUGAAGAAAAAUAAGAAUCUAUUUAAGAUCUCAUUGAUAGAUUCAAGGAUAAUAGCAGGGUCAUAAAAUUUCUGUAAUUGUUAAUUCAUCUCACUUCCAUAGAUGACACUUUAAUUCAAUGUGGGUCUAAUUCAUUACAUGUCUUAGUUAGGAUGAAAGUAGAUCUUAGAAAUAACAAUUUUGAAAACAUUAAGAUCUAAAAUACUUCUUUAGUAGGAGCUAAUUUUGUUAGGUGUAAUUUUAGUGGAUCCUAAUUUAAUAAUGUUAACAUAAGUGGAAUAAAUCUGAAUGGAGCAUUAUUAUUUAAUUGUAAAUGGAAAGACUUAAGAAUCCAGGAAUUAAAUAAACUAGAGGGUCAUAACAAUAGAGUGAACUAAGUCUGUUUCUCUCCUGAUGGAAACACAUUAGCAUCUUGUAGUUAUGAUAGGUCAAUACGUCUAUGGGAUGUCAAAACAGGAUAAUAAAAAGCCAAAUUGGAUGGCCAUACUAACAUUGUCAACUCAGUCAGUUUCUCUCCUGAUGGAAAUACAUUAGCUUCUGGUAGUGGCGAUAACUCUAUCCGUUUAUGGGACUUGAACACUAAGAAAACAAGAGCAAAAUUAGAUGGUCAUACUAGUUUGGUUUACUCUGUCUGUUUUUCUCCUGAUGGAACUACAUUAGCAUCUUGUAGUGAUGAUAAGUCUAUCAGUUUAUAGUAAGUUAAAACAGGAUAAUAAAAAGCCAAAUUGGAUGGUCAUGCUUCAGUCAUAUCAGUCUGUUUCUCUCCUGAUGGAAGCACAUUAGCAUCUGGUAGUUAGGAUAGUUCUAUCCGUCUAUGGGAUGUCAAAACAAGAUAAUAAAAAGCCAAAUUUUAUGGUCAUGCUUCAGUCAUAUCAGUUUGUUUCUCUCCUGAUGGAAAUACAUUAGCUUCUGGUAGUUAGGAAAAAUCUAUCCGUAUAUGGGAUGUCAAAUCAGGAUAAUAAAAAGCCUAAUUAGAUGGUCAUGAAGAUUCAAUCAUAUCAGUCUGUUUCUCUCCUGAUGGAAAUACAUUAGCUUCUGGCAGUAGAGAUAACUCUAUACGUCUAUGGGAUGUCAAAACAAGAUAAUAAAAAGCUUAACUAGAUGGUCAUUCUAAUGAUGUUAACUCAGUCUGUUUCUCUCCUGAUGGAAACACAUUAGCUUCUGGUAGUAGUGAUAACUCUAUCCGUCUAUGGGAUGUCAAAACAGGAUAAUAAAAAGUUUAAUUGGAUGGCCAUGAAGAUUUCAUAACUACACUCUGUUUCUCUCCUGAUGGAAACAUAUUAGCAUCUGGUAGUGGCGAUAAAUCUAUUUGUCUAUGGAAUGUCAAAACAGGAUAAUAAAAAGUCUAAUUGGAUUGUAAUUUAGUAACAUCAGUCUGUUUCUCUCCUGAUGGAAACACAUUAGCAUCUGGUAGUGGUGAUAACUCUAUCCUUCUAUGGGAUGUCAAAUCAGGAUAAUAAAAAGCCUAAUUAGAUGGUCAUGAAGAUUCAGUCAGAUCAGUAUGUUUCUCUCCCGAUGGGAACACUUUAGCAUCUGGUAGUAAUGAUACCUCUAUUCGUCUCUGGGAUGUUAAAACAGGAAAAUAAAAAGCUGAAUUGGAUGGCCAUGAUGAUUGUGUCACCUCAGUCUGUUUCUCUCCUGAUGGAAAUACAUUAGCAUCUGGUUGUGAUUAUAACUAUUCUAUCCGUCUAUGGGAUGUCAAAACAGGAUAAUAAAAAGCCAAAUUAGAUGGUCAUUUUGGUUGUGUCAACUCAGUCUGUUUCUCUCCUGAUGGAAACACAUUAGCAUCAGGUAGUGAUGAUAACUAUAUCCGUCUAUGGGAUGUCAAAACAGGAUAAUAAAAAGCCAAAUUGGAUGGUCAUUUUGGUUGUGUCAACUCACUCUGUUUCUCUCAUGAUGGAAACACAUUAGCAUCUGGUAAGGAUAACUUUAUCAGUUUAUGGGAUGUCAAAACAGGUAAAUAAAAAGCCAAAUUGGAUGGUCAUUUUGGUUGUGUCAACUCAGUCUGUUUCUCUCCUGAUGUAAAUACAUUAGCAUCUGGUAGUGAUGAUAAUUCUAUACGUCUAUGGGAUCUUAAGAUUGGAAAAGAAAUUUACCCUGCUGACAAAAAUUACAAAAAUAUAUUUGCUUAAUUGAAAUUACCACUAUUUCAAGACAACCCUUUAUCAUGUAUUUCAUUUAUGAUUAUUUGUUAGUAUCCAAUAUUAUUACAACUCUUCGUAUAUCUCAAACACCAUUAUUUCAAGCUAAAGGAGCCUUUAUCUUGAAAGCAGAUUUUGUAAAUUAUAAAGGAUACAAUUUGAAAUCAUUAUUUAAAUCCUCAGGAAGUUGUCUUUUAGAAGACUUUAAUUAAAAGUGA
Molecule: messenger RNA, 2666 nt
Organism: Paramecium primaurelia
Lineage: Eukaryota; Ciliophora; Oligohymenophorea; Peniculida; Parameciidae
Source: the annotation of a GenBank genome assembly